Messenger RNA from Ruditapes philippinarum (Manila clam), 3672 nucleotides. RefSeq lists its product as uncharacterized. The coding region runs from base 296 to 3067 and encodes 923 amino acids. Gene Ontology annotation, biological process: carbohydrate metabolic process. The transcript has 2 exons. The record is from RefSeq and is a predicted model, not a curated record. NCBI's taxonomy places the organism in Eukaryota, Metazoa, Mollusca, Bivalvia, Venerida, Veneridae.
AAAGCGUCAUUGCAAACGUGAGCGUUCACCAGACGAGUCACUUUGCAUAAAAAUUUGGGUUUCUAAAACAUUCUUGACCCUGCGGUUUUGAUAAGGUGCACGUUUCGAUAUAUAAACUCUAAACCGGCGCAUAUGCACAAAUAACAACUGACACUGCUCGCGAGCUAUAACAUUAAAUCAACAAUACAAGUGCUAAAAUAUCAUAACCGAAAAAGAACUUAAAACUAGUUAAACCGAACUUGAGUGUUAGAAGUUUAUUAGAUUUAUAUAGCUCUUUGAUAUAAAUUGAAAAGAAAUGGAGUAUAUUGCUCUUAUUGUAAGUAUCUUUGUAACCGCUGUUUUGAUUGGCAACGUUGAAUCACAGACUUGUCGGGCAGACUGUACACCUCCGGAUUGCUCCUGUUCUAGGAUGAGUUACCCUAUGGAUAGACAAGAUAUUCCGCAGAUUGUCUACUUCGGCUUCGACGAUGCCGUCAACGUUGUCAUGUCCUCUUUGUACAAUCGCUUGUUCACAAAGAAAAGAAAGAAUCCUAACGGUUGUACUAUGAAAAUGACGCUUUUCGUAUCACAUCAAUACACGGACUAUAAGAGAGUUAAAAAUUUCUACAAGAAUGGAAUGGAAAUAGCUGUUCAUAGUGUCACACAUACAGCAAUUGACAAUGAUGAAAUAUUAAGAAAAGAAGCAAAAGCGCAAAAGGAAAACUUAAUGAAAUUGGCUGGCGUGCGCGCAGAAGACAUUGUUGGUUGGCGUUCACCGUUUCUUAAAACUGCAGGUGACAAUCAGCCUUCAAUACUUAAAGAACUUGGAUACGAAUAUGAUAUAUCUUUAACAUAUUCAAGGACGAGUAGAGAUAUCCCUAAACCUUGGCCAUUCACAAUGGACAGAGCCUGGCCGUACAAAUGUGGCAUCAGACCAUGUCCAACCGGUAGAAGUGCUCGGGUAAAGAACUUUUGGGCAGUUCCCGUCGUUAGUUUAAUGGACCAUAAAAACCAAUAUCCAUGUUCUUUUGUUGACGGAUGCGCAGUAAGGGCAUCAAAUGAGCAAGAAGCAUUUGACUUUUUAUGGAAAAACUUUAUGUCUUAUUACAACACAACUCGCACACCAUUUGGUUUGAACAUGCAUGCAGCUUGGUUCUACACGCGCUAUAAUCUCAAGGCAAUGAUGAGAUUUCUAGAUGAACUUCAGAAAUUAGACGAUGUUUACGUAGUGACAGUCAAACAGAUGCUUGAUUGGAUGAAAAAUCCUACCCCGGUCUCAAAUAUCCGCAACUUCGAACCUUGGGGCUGUCCAGAAUCCAAAAAAUCUUCGGAAAACAGACGACAACAUGUAACAAAGACCACUGUGAAGACCACUGUGGAAAGUGCAUUAAACAGCGGGAUUAAAACUAGUGGCAACAUUAAAGGGAUAAAUAGGGUUCAGUCUGCCCCAGUAACACCUGCAAAUGUUCCUCGUCGCCAGCCAGCUAUACCUCUUUCUUGGCGAAAUGAGAUCAUGAGACGUUGGAGAAACAACAUAACCGCCCGAUGGAAUCAAUGGAGAUUCACAACGACAACAAAAUCGACAACAACAACAACGGCAACAACAACAACUCCCCGACCAACUACCACACAAUCGACAACGACCACUGCUCCAACAACAACAACAAGAACAACAACAACUCCUCAGACAACUACAACUCUAAAAACAACAACCACAACAACAACAACUCCAAAACCACCACCUCCAACAACUACAACUACAACAACAACAACCACUAAACAAACAACAACUACAACAACAUCUCAAGCAACUACAACAAAACCAUCAACUACAACAAAGCCGUCAACAACAACGACUACUACAACCACCACAACUACACCAAAACCGCCUCAACAAACGAAAACCCCAAGUCAGCAACCGCAUGCAAGGAUUCAACAAUCAAUUAUCAGACCUCAUAGCUUCAUGUCCAGCAAAUCCUCGACACAUAGUCACCAUAAUCAUGAUGACCACUCACAUCAUCAUCAUGUCGACACAAGCGCACCUGCGGUCCGACCUUUUCUCCCUAACUUGUCAAAAGAAUUAAACUCACCAGUACUAAAUAACCAAGCUUGGUGGUCGUUCUGGGGUAAACAAACACCAGCAAAUGAUAUCACAUCUAGCUGUGAACAAAAUGUCAACUGUCAUCUUCCUGGAUGCUAUUGCCAGGGUACUUCCAUUCCAAAUAACCUUAAUGCUGCCGAUACGCCUCAAUUGGUACAUCUAACCAUAGACGGAAGCAUGAAUGCAGCUGCGUAUAGACGUUACAGACAAAUGGUAAUCAAGAAGAAAAAUCCAAACGGUUGUAAUAUAAAAGGGACAUUCUUUGCUUCCGAAAGAGGAAGUAUGCCUCAGAUAGCUAAACAAUUAACGACGCUUGGUGCUGAAAUUGCAAUGCAGGGCUUGCAUGAACACCAUUACGAGACUGUCGAGCAUAUGGAGGAAGAAAUGUUGGCGCAAAUGAUCACUUUACGAAAAGAUGGAAUCAAUUCAACAGGAUGGAAAACACCAGAACUAAAGUCAUUAGGGAACGAGCAAUACCGACUUCUUCAAAAAUACGGCUUUAAAUAUGAUGCAACACUUUCUGAAAAUUUACCAAAACCAUCCGAACAUAAACCUUGGCCUUAUACGCUUGAUUAUGGGUACUCUGGAAAUUGUGUGAUUCCUGAAUGUCCAACAAAGAGUUUUCCGGGAUUAUGGGAAAUUCCUUCCGUUGCGUUGAUGGACUAUAAGAAAAUGUUUGAAUGCAGCUAUGUAGACGGAUGUAUGUUUAAUCCCCCAACUGGUAAAGACACAACCGAUUUCCUCUGGGACAACUUUAUGACAAACUAUAAAACUAACAGAGCACCAUUUGGCAUUCAUCUUCGUCAAGUUUGGUUUUCACAUCCCGCUUAUAUAAAUAAUAUAAAAGGAAUACAGGAUUUCAUUUCAAAAAUUCUUACAUUAAAAGAUGUUUUUAUUGUGUCAGCAAGUGACAUUAUCACUUGGAUGGAAAACCCUAUCCCUGUUUCCGAAAUGACAAAUGGGCUGCCAUGGAACUGCAAAACUUGAACACAUCAUUCUGUCAAUGUAACCUAAGUUUGAUUAACCAUAUUGUUAGUAAUUUAUUUUGUGAUACAUAACGGGUUUAACAAUCCCAGGAUCUCGUAAUUUAUUUUGCAAAUGAUGAUAAGAAUAAAGAUCCUGUGAAGUUUCAAUACAUGUGUUUACCUGCAAUGAACAUCGGCUAUUUCUGUAAGAUUACGUUUUAUCAGUAUUUCAUAAAAUGUUAUAAUCUAGUUGACUAGCACAGCGUGUGGAAAAUACCGAAAACCCACAAAAUUAAAACAGAAUUUAGAGAAUUUCAUGAAAAUUGCCGAUUUCCAUUACGGGUAUAUAUUCAUAUACAAAUAUUUUCCGCGUGAUUUGGAAAUGCUGAUACGGAUGUUGCGAUACUGAUUUAUUUAUUAUCUGUCAAAUGUUCAAUGUUCUUGAUUAUAAAAUAAAAUAAAUCGUUUACAUAUACAGUACACAAACUGACAGUGUGCUUUCAUGUUGCCAUUAUAUCACCGUCUUGUAUAAAAAUCAUCAUUCAUUUACAUCAUUCUCAAUUGCUUGAUUGUUUAAAUGUUUAUAAAUAGAUAUAUUACGUCAUUAAAAUAUCCUGUCAUGAUUUC